GGCGGCGCAGGGCGGCGCAGGGCGGCGCAAGAUGGCGGAGGGCGACAAUAAGAGCAGCAACCAGCUGGCUGCGGAAACUGCUAGCUUGGAAGAGCAAUUGCAAGGAUGGGGAGAAGUGAUUUUGAUGACUGAUAAAAUUCUUCGCUGGGAGAGAGCCUGGUUUCCUCUCGCACUGAUGAGCGUGGUUUCCUUUUCUUUCUUGAUGAUUUACUACUUGGAUCCAUCUGUUCUGUCAGGCGUCUCCUGUUUUGUUAUGUUCCUCUGCUUGGCCGAUUACCUUGUUCCUGCUCUUGCACCUAGAAUCUUUGGCUCUAAUAAGUGGACAACUGAGCAGCAGCAAAGAUUUCAUGAAAUUUGUAGUAAUUUGGUAAAGAGUCGUCGCAGAAUUGUUGGUUGGUGGAGACGUCUCUUCACACUGAAGGAAGAGAAGCCUAAAAUGUACUUCAUGACCAUGCUGUGUUCUCUUGCUGUGGUUGCCUGGGUAGGACAGCAAGUUCACAAUCUCUUUCUCACAUACCUUAUUGUGAGUUUCUUGCUGCUGUUUCCUGGACUAAACCAGCAUGGGAUCAUUACAAAGUACAUUGGAAUGGCAAAAAGGGAGAUAAACAAACUUCUCAAGCACAAGGAAAAGAAAGUUGUCUUGCUCCUUGGCUUACUUUUUCUUUAUAUUGGCUCCCUGAUCAGUGAAAAUGUCACUCGGACAACAGCUGUGGAUUUGUGUCCCUCUUGCUCUGUUGCUGAUGGUUUUGCAGUCUGAGCUGAGCUUGUGAAAGAUCCUGACCUUUGACUUGUGGAGCUUAUUAGUCUUCACAAAAGUAAGAGGCCCCAUAAAUAAAUACUGCAACUCAAAAGAAACAUCAAUGUUGUAAUGUACAAAUAGCCUUCUUGUAAUUUUGUUAGCUUCACCAAUCAUUCAUCAGCUAAUGAUUUGUGGCUACCAGAAGUAGGGAAGUUUCUAUUUCUCCCACUUUUUGGAGACAUUUUACUACUGACUUUUGUGGGAAGAUGAUUACCAGAAUAAGAAUAAUUAUAGCUGAGGGUGCAUAUUCAGAAUUGGGGGCAGAAGUUGAUCCUGUUGCCUUGCUUAAGCUCUGUUUGCUUAUUUGGCUGUGUAGAUCAGAUUGUCUGUGAAAUAGGGUUCUGGAAUACCUACAUUUUUAUUUCAGUUAUUUAGCUGUAGCAUUAAUUUCAACUUAUUGCACUGAAACUGUAGAAACUGAGUUAAGGUGUGUACCUUAACAGCUGAUUGUUCUAAAAACUGCUGUUGUUGUGGAGCCAUGUAAUGCGUUUGGUUUUAUGAAUGUUGUCUGUACACAAAAUCACCUUGAGUAGAUUAGAUUUAUCUCUUGUAAAUAAGCCU
Molecule: messenger RNA, 1360 nt
Organism: Nothoprocta perdicaria
Lineage: Eukaryota; Metazoa; Chordata; Aves; Tinamiformes; Tinamidae
Gene: ARL6IP1
Product: ADP ribosylation factor like GTPase 6 interacting protein 1
Exons: 7
Coding region: 32-757 (241 amino acids)
Source: RefSeq, a predicted model, not a curated record